Messenger RNA from Sycon ciliatum, 1604 nucleotides. RefSeq lists its product as uncharacterized. The transcript is spliced from 6 exons. The record is from RefSeq and is a predicted model, not a curated record. Bases 436 to 1143 code for a protein of 235 amino acids. Lineage: Eukaryota; Metazoa; Porifera; Calcarea; Leucosolenida; Sycettidae.
AUCUACGAGUAUAAAUCCACACGCCGGCCCAGCGCGCUAUCGAGAUUAAGAUGAGCCGUGGGCCACGUCGUUGUUUCAGCUUAGAAUUACUCGAAUCAAUGAACACUCGGGCGGAUUGGUGCAAGCUCGAUACCGUCGAGGUCGCCGGCUACUUUAGCGGAAUGGAACUGUUUGGGCUUGCGCCUUGACUGAAGAAUGCUUUUUUUAGUUGUGUAGCGACUUGUGGCGGAACACGGCUAGCAUCAACAGAUGCGUGGUGAGACGCAUAUUAUUACUGGCCUUAGCGAAGUACUAGUAGAAGCUGGAGUUCAGCUGGUACAUUAGUAGCCGGAGAAAGCCCUUCGUCGGGUACUCAACCUGAAUUGUCGGUGCUGUUGACACUGAGCGCGUCCGUUCUACUGCUUGCUCGCCGACUCCGUGGUGUUUCUACUGAAGAUGAACAGACAGCACGACCCGUGGGACGCUCCGGAGUUCAUCAGCAAGCACUACCUGUGGAUCAUGACGCUGGAUCCGCUCAGGCUGCGUUCGGAGUGCAUCAAUCAGGGCCUCCUCGACAACAUGUCCAUCAUUCCCACCCUACAGGCCAUGCAGAACCGCGGCGGGCCCGACGAACACAACAGCCAUUUGCUCAGCUACAUACGACCCGGUGGGCGCGACAGCUACAUGCGAUUCCUGGAGGUGGUCACGGCGCUCGGUUUCCACCAUGUGCGCGCCGAGAUGGACCAGCUGCUGAUGCCACCAGGGGCAACGACAAGAUGUGUGGAAGAGUCUGGCAAACUGACCCCUACACCGCGUCCCAUCCCUAAAAUAUCUCGUGCGCUGAUUGAAAUUGUUGACCUGGAUGACUUUGCCAAGCAAGUGCGCAUGUACCUCGGCGAUUAUCAGUGUGAGCAACUUGCCAAGCUGAUGGUGAAGCAGAAGGGCGGCUAUUUGAACAACUACCGUUCGAUCGUGGUGGAGUGGAUGCGCGAGCACUACCAUGGCCGCCCGGAGAUUACCAACCUACCGGGACUGAUGGCCUACUUUGUAGAUCAGCCGGUCUCACCGACCUGCAAUCUCUUUCUGACCAUGAUCAAGGACGUGGCCUACCAUACGGCUCAGCACGUGGAGAAAGUCAUUGAAUCAACGACAUUUACCUCGUGAGACAACCAUUUGCAAAUCCCAAUGCUGCUGAGUAGUUAUCUUACAAUUCCAUGCUGAAAAAUCCAAAUUUAUUCUAAUAUCAGUUACUCCGCCGUACGGGACUUCACGGCAUACCUAAAACACAGAAAUUUGAUCAAUUAUGAAAGAAAACAUUUCCAUCUUUGAAGAUCUUCCAUGCUUCUGUUGAAAUAGCUGUUAUUCCCUCUUAUGUGCGAUUCCGAGGCAGUUUGCCGUGCUAUCACUUCUAGUCCAGUGCAAUAUCCAGGUUAUUUUUAAGAUUAUUCUCUGAUCUAGCAAUAUUGAGUGCAAACCCCUACCUUGCUGCAUAUACACAGUUGUACCAGGUGCUGUAAUAAUAAUAAUGUGUGGGUACAUACCACCGUAUUGCCUCCAGCUUGGAUUCAUUCUUAUCAGUUUAACUAGGGGACUCCCCCUUUGACCUGCGUCCUGUUGCGCAUCAA